CCCCCUGUCGGUUUUUUGCCUUGCGUUAAAGAAAUGGUACACUUUUAAUAGUAAUCAUAAACAAUUUUAAGUAUUACUAAUCAAAUCGCGUAGCCAAUUAUUAAUUGAUUGGCAUCUUAAUACAACCAGAAACUAAAAUUUGCCGGAAGAUAAUGAUUGGAGAGUGCGGCUCAGGUCAGGACAAGGUCAAGGUCAUCAUUUCCAUCAGACAAAGAGCAUCAGCUGAGGCGUUCCAGAUUCCGUAAAUUUUAUCACACUACUUUAGUCUCUGAUACCAUUCUUCUUGAAUAAUUAUACACAAAAGAUCUCCCCAACACUAUGCCAUCUGGGGGCAGUAGCCAACCAGUUGCCUCCACCAGUAGAUCUGCACACAGCUCCAGUAGUAGAGAAAAAGAAAGCAAAAACAAUGCACAACCUAAGUUUGGUGGCAAACCUAUGAGCACAAGUGCAAAGAGAAUACAAAAAGAGCUUGCAGAUAUAACAGUGGAUCCUCCUCCUAACUGCAGUGCUGGUCCAAAGGGCGACAACUUGUAUGAAUGGGGGGCCACAAUCCUAGGUCCAGAUGGAUCUGUAUACGAAGGAGGAGUCUUUUUCUUGGACCUUCAUUUUUCUCCAGAUUACCCUUUUAAGCCUCCAAAGGUGACGUUCCGGACUCGCAUCUAUCAUUGCAAUAUCAACAGCCAGGGUGCUAUCUGCCUGGAUAUACUGAAAGACAACUGGAGUCCUGCGCUGACGGUCUCCAAGGUGCUCCUGUCUGUGUGCUCUCUCCUAACUGACUGUAACCCUGCUGAUCCCCUGGUGGGAAGUAUUGCCCAGCAGUAUCUAACAAACAGGCCAGAACAUGAUAAGAUAGCUAAGAUGUGGACCAAGAGGUUUGCCACAUAGACACAUAACCCCAAUGGAUUCAAGUUUGUGCUCCAACCUAGCCCCAGGACCUUCGGAUUUAUUUUUUAAAAUUCUACCAUGACACGGAAGCAAAUUCUUACAAAAUGUACUCAAUACAAGUAUGUCUCUUAGAAAGGAAGGGGGGGGGGAUGGAGAAUAUGGAAAUAAGACAUAUGGUGCUCUGAAAUAUUUGAGAACAAUCUGUGGUUGGACUUUGCAACCCUAUUUACACAAGGAAGAGGCCAUUUUUAGUUGGAACAGUAUGUCUGAUAUUAGAUUGUUAUGACAUUCAGUGAUCUCUAGCUUAUUUGACUCACACAGAGGUGUAUAUUGCACAAUAUAGUUAGUUCCUUUUACUCACAGUAGUCAACCAAAGUAGUGAAGCAUUGAAAAAAUUGAACUGCAUUGAAGAAAGCAGGAGACAUCAUGAUACAAAGUGGUUGUUCAGUUGGAAUAUUAGCUUUGGGCGUCAUAUUUGUCUUAUUUCAUUAUGCUAUACAUUACCACAUGGUACUGUAUUGUCCAUGUUGUUGUGAUGUUGGGCACCACAGUGAUGGCCUCUGUCUUCUCUCCUUAAUGCCACCCAUAAUGUGGCUAUCAUAAUGUUAACAUGGAGCCAGUGUAGGUCGUUACAUGUAUUCAUUUGUACUCUCAUACUAAUCAUUUACAUUGUCUUUAUAUUGUUUGAAAACAGAUUUUUUCUUGCUUUGUGGAUAUUGUGUGCACAAAUAUAGAAAAGAAGAAAAAACACUGCAUUAUCCAUUUUGCACAACCUGUCUUUAAUUGACAGGGUUUCUGUAAAACCCUUCUGAUUUUUUUCUGAAAAAAAAAAAACUACAGCGUUGAAGGCAAGUUUUUUUUUGUUUGUUUGUUUUAGAAAUUAACUUUUUAAGAUUUUAGGUUAAAAAUUGACUGAGCAGACAUGGUAAGCAAUGCAAUGAAAUAAGAAAGAGAUGUUGGAACAGAGGGAGUGCUGACCAACAAUGGGCCUGAAGGUGUUCUUAUGAAAGAUUAUUAAAUGUCUUAUGGUACUGAUGACUUUCAGUUAAUGACAAACCGCUGUAGUUCAUUUGUGUCUUACUGGAAAUAGCAGAAUUAAGGGUCGCUUUGCUGUGAUAUUCUGGAGGUCCGUUAUGCCAGCAACUUGGAUCGGUAAAUAAAGUCGGUUACAGAUGCCUUGUUAUGGCUGGUAUUGUAGCACAGGAUAUCAGUUCACACAUUUGGGAUAUUAUUUCAGUUGUCAUGGACUCCUUGUCAUGCAUGUGACAAAUGUUAUAUUUUUGUUGUUAUAAAUAAAAUUUCUUGGUGGAAA
Lingula anatina is the source of this 2197-nucleotide messenger RNA. Its product is annotated as ubiquitin-conjugating enzyme E2 E2-like. The record is from RefSeq and is a predicted model, not a curated record. Lineage: Eukaryota; Metazoa; Brachiopoda; Lingulata; Lingulida; Lingulidae.